CAAUUCAUAGCCUGAGGGAAUUGAAUUGAUCAAACAAUGGAUUCGUCGAAUCUCAGUUCACUACCCGAAGAGAGCUUAGAAGAAGAGCUAGAAAAACCGUCAAAACGGAGCGAAGCGCCGUUGCCCACCGCUUACGCCUCUGUUCCUCUUCGCUCUCCCUCUCAAAUCCCUAACCCGCUUAGCAAACUUGAAUUUGGAACUGGGGCCCCUGCUGAAUCCUACAAUCUUAUGGAAGAAGAUAACUCUUGGCUUGCUGCCAGGAGUUCUCUGCAAAAAUACUCACCUUUGGAUUGGUCGGGCUAUUUUGAUGAAGAGAAGGAUGUCUCCAUCCCUGAUUCAAAUGAUGUCUUUCAUGUAUAUAUGGCAGGAACAGAAGGACCAGUGGUUUUUUGCCUGCAUGGGGGUGGAUAUUCUGGGCUUUCAUUUGCUUUAUCAACUAGUAAAAUUAAGGAGAAAGCUCGGGUAGUUGCUUUGGACCUGAGAGGACAUGGAAAAUCGUCCACAGAAAAUGAUCUUGACCUCUCUGUUGAGACUAUGUGCAAUGAUGUUUUAGCUGUUGUAAAGGAAAUGUAUGGAGAAUCUCCUCCAGCAAUUGUGCUUGUUGGCCACAGCAUGGGAGGCUCAGUUGCUGUGCAUGUUGCUGCAAAGAAAAUAUUGAGUACCUUGGCUGGGCUGGUGGUUGUGGAUGUUGUAGAGGGAACAGCUAUGGCUUCAUUGAUACAUAUGCAGAAAAUCCUAUCAAGCAGAAUGCAGCACUUUUCAAGUAUUGAAAAAGCGAUUGAAUGGACUGUCAAAGGAGGUGCUUUGAGAAAUAUUGACUCUGCUCGUGUUUCUAUCCCUUCCACGUUAAAGUAUGAUGAUUCAAAGAAGUGCUAUGUGUAUCGUGCACAGUUGGAAGAAACUGAGCAAUAUUGGAGAGGAUGGUAUGAAGGGCUUUCGGAGAAAUUUUUGUCAUGUCCAGUCCCAAAGCUCUUGCUGCUAGCAGGAACAGACAGACUGGACAGACCUCUCACAAUUGGGCAAAUGCAAGGAAAAUUUCAGAUGGUGGUUGUGAGGCAUACUGGGCAUGCUAUACAGGAAGAUGCUCCUGAGAAAUUUGCGACACUAAUACUCAAUUUUAUAUCUCGUAACCAAAUUGGCCCUCAUGGAGUUGAGAUACCCGGACUCCGUCAACCAUUGCAGUCAUAAUCUUAACAACGAGGAGCCCCUUGCACACUGAAAUGACAAUGCUCUCUCUCGCUACUUUUUUCAGUAAGAAAGCAUCGUUUCUUAUUUAUGUCUGUUUUUUCUUUUUUACUUUAGUUCGGUGAAACUGGUGGAGCAUCAUGUAUGAUCAUAAAAAUAUCGUGCUAUGAGCAAAGGUUUAGUAAAUAUGGUUAGUGGUGUUCCUUUUGGUGUGAUUUUGUCUCUUGUUUUUAAGAAAUUAUGAGGCUGUUCGUUUAUUGUUAUUUUUAUUGUGUUUUAUGAGAAUUCUUGAAAUAAUGAAAAUUUUUUAUUUCAA
Molecule: messenger RNA, 1501 nt
Organism: Mangifera indica (mango)
Lineage: Eukaryota; Viridiplantae; Streptophyta; Magnoliopsida; Sapindales; Anacardiaceae
Product: protein phosphatase methylesterase 1-like
Exons: 14
Coding region: 37-1188 (383 amino acids)
Biological process (GO): protein demethylation
Molecular function (GO): protein methylesterase activity
Source: RefSeq, a predicted model, not a curated record